Carassius auratus (goldfish) is the source of this 5469-nucleotide messenger RNA. RefSeq names its product CSC1-like protein 2. Lineage: Eukaryota; Metazoa; Chordata; Actinopteri; Cypriniformes; Cyprinidae. Bases 367 to 2850 code for a protein of 827 amino acids. The record is from RefSeq and is a predicted model, not a curated record. Gene Ontology annotation, cellular component: plasma membrane. The transcript is spliced from 24 exons. Gene Ontology annotation, molecular function: nucleic acid binding; calcium-activated cation channel activity.
CGGGCCGCCAUUUUUAAACCGUUCCCUCACACCCCGUCGCUUCACACAGCUGAAUAUAUUAAGCCUCCAAAUAACCGGUAACGUAUUUAUAUUCCGUUCGCGCGCUCUCCUAAAGAAAACAAACACGGCCAGCACUUGUUUCAAAAAAGAAAAAUAAAUAAAGAAGUUGAGGAGGAGCUACACUACAGACAAGAAGUUGCGCGUUUUUAUUCUGAUGAGGAUAUUAUUAAGCGGGAUUAUAAGAUUCGUUUCUGGAUUUCGGAUUUAUCCUCAUCGGGAUCUUGAGGAAUAACGUUCCAGCAAAUCCAGUCGGACUGACAGGUGCUUGAUCAGGAUGUUGCAGUGAUUGCGGUGAAACAUCUGGUCAUGAUGAUGUGGAGUUUUGGGAACCCGACCUGUGCGAAUCAGGCCAACUGUUACAGCAAUGCUUCCAAAGACUACUGCUACUCGGCCCGGAUCCGCAGUACCGUGCUGCAGGGGCUGCCCUUCGGAGGGGUUCCCACCGUCCUCGCACUGGACUUCAUGUGCUUCCUGGCUCUUCUUUUUGUCUUCUCCAUCUUGCGGAAAGUGGCAUGGGAUUACGGCCGUCUGGCUCUGGUGACCGAUGCUGACAGACAGAAGAGAAGAUUCAGCGGUCUGGAGGAGCGGGAGUAUGUGGCUUCAGCUCUUCAUUCUGAAACACCAGACCGUUAUGAACGUCUCACCUCCGUCUCCAGCUCGGUGGACUUCGAACAACGAGAUAAUGGCUUCUGUUCCUGGUUGACGGCCAUAUUCAGAAUAAAGGACGAGGAGAUCCGGGAGAAGUGUGGUGAAGAUGCCGUUCAUUACCUGUCGUUCCAGAGGCACAUCAUUGGUCUGCUGGUUGUGGUGGGGGUGCUGUCGGUGGGCAUCGUUCUGCCGGUCAACUUCUCAGGAAACCUGCUGGAGAACAAUGCAUACAGCUUUGGACGCACAACGAUCGCCAACUUGAAUUCUGGGAAUAACCUCUUAUGGCUGCACACAUCCUUUGCCUUCAUGUACCUGCUCCUCACCGUCUACAGCAUGAGACGCCACACGUCCAAGAUGCACUACAAAGAAGAUGAUCUGGUGAAGCGCACUUUAUUUAUCAACGGCAUCUCCAAAUACGCAGAAGAAAGCCAUAUCAAACAGCACUUUGAACAGGCGUACGAGAACUGUGUCGUACUGGAAGCGCGUGUGUGUUACAACGUGGCCAAACUGAUGUCCCUCAACGCUGAGAGGAAGAAGACUGAACGCAGUAAGAAGUUUUUCACAGAUCUGAUGGCUAAGGAGCACAUCCCCGCCAUGAUCAACCCCAAACCCUGCGGUCACCUGUGCUGCUGCGCCAUUACAGGCUGUGAAGAGGAGGAGGCCGUGAGUUAUUACACCAAACUGGAGGCCAAGCUGAAGGAGGACUACAGGAAGGAGAAGGAGAAAGUCAACACCAAACCUCUGGGCAUGGCCUUCGUCACCUUCCAGAACGAGGCCAUGACUGCAAUCAUCCUGAAGGACUUUAAUGCGUGUCAGUGUCAGGGCUGUAACUGUCGUCAGGAGCCGCGCUCCUCUCAGUUCAGUGACGGUCUUCAUGUCAGUAACUGGAGCGUCAUCUACGCACCGGACCCCCAAAACGUGCGCUGGGAGAAUCUGUCUUUGGGAGGAGUUUCCUGGUGGCUUCGCUGCUUCAUCAUUAACUGCAUCCUCUUCCUCCUCCUCUUCUUCCUCACCACUCCGGCCAUCAUCAUCUCCACGAUGGACAAGUUCAACGUCACCAAGCCUGUGGAGUAUCUGAACAACCCAAUCGUCACCCAGUUUUUCCCCACGCUGCUCCUCUGGGCCUUCUCCGCCCUGCUGCCCACCAUCGUCUACUACUCCGCCUUCCUCGAAGCCCACUGGACCAGGUCGGGCGAGAACAGGACCACCAUGCACAAGUGCUACACCUUCCUGAUCUUCAUGGUUCUGCUGCUGCCGUCUCUGGGUCUCAGCAGUUUGGACGUUUUCUUCCGCUGGCUGUUCGAUAAAAAAUUCCUGGCCGAAGCCACCGUCAGAUUUGAGUGUGUCUUCCUUCCUGAUAACGGAGCGUUCUUUGUGAAUUACGUCAUCGCGUCGGCGUUCAUCGGAAACGCCAUGGAUCUGCUGCGGAUUCCAGGUCUGCUCAUGUACAUGAUCCGGCUGUGUUUGGCUCGCUCGGCCGCGGAGAGACGCAACGUCAAACGGCAUCAAGCCUUUGAGUUUCAGUUCGGAGCUGCCUACGCCUGGAUGAUGUGCGUUUUCACCGUCGUUAUGACGUACAGCAUCACCUGUCCAAUCAUCGUCCCCUUCGGGCUGAUGUACAUGCUCCUGAAGCACCUGGUGGACCGCUACAACAUGUACUACGCUUACCUGCCCUCCAAACUGGACAAGAAGAUCCACUCGGGAGCUGUCAAUCAAGUGGUGGCCGCGCCCAUCCUGUGCCUCUUCUGGCUGCUGUUCUUCUCCACCAUGAGGACAGGGUUCUUGACACCGACGUCUAUGUUCACCUUCGUGGUGCUCAUCAUCACCAUCGUGGUCUGCCUGUCGCACGUGUGUUUCGGUCACUUCAAGUACCUCAGCGCGCACAACUACAAGAUCGACAGCAAGGACACGGAGAUCGACGGAGUGGAGAACGGCCGUCCUGCGAGAUCCUCCCCCUCCAACAAAUCUCAGCAGCAGAUGUACAUCGCUCAGGUCCUGCAGGACCCAAACUGUGACGAGACCGGAGCAGGCAGCGGAGAGUCCUCGCAGGACGAGGAGAUGAUCAACGCCGGGAACGGCCUAAACGAGGCCGACUUCCAGUCCGGAGAAGACAGUCUCAUCGCCAACGAGGUCCACCAGUAACACAGCCGAGAGAUCGACACAAACCCGCACGCGUCUGUCCCCGUCGAGCGCUGUUAGAAACCCACGUCUCCAUAAGCACACGCUCCAAAUCCACUAGGAUUUCCCUUUUCGAAAAGAUUCCGAAAAAAGCCUCAGGAAAUGGAACACCGGAUGUUUUCGCCGCGCUCUUUCUCCUGUGGUUCGCCUUAACAGCGAUCGUAUUUCUUAAUAGUUCUUUACCGAAGCGAUUGGAUUUCACAAACAUCCGGCAUUCCAAAGGAAACGUGCGUUAGCUAGCGAGAGCACACCGUCGGAAUUCGGCUUGAAAUCCCAAACCGUUUUCGACCGAACAAACUGCGUUCCCUGUACAGUAUUCAUCCAGGACAGACGGCAAUGCCAUUCUUGAAUUAUUUCGCGAUCUGAACUUGAUCUCAGUGUGCAGUAUUUCCAGAAACCAUGUUCUUAUGUUUCCGUUUUGGUAUUUUUAACGCAAUUGUUUUUGUCUUUAACGGAUGUGUUUGUGUAUGCCUGCAACAGAUUACUGAUAUAUUCCCGACUAGAUGCAAAACAGCGAUGGAAAAUCAGCGAUUCGGGACGUUCAAGAAGAUUCGUGGUGAACCGAAUGCGUUUGAUCAGGAAACUGCCAAUUCAUAUCUUGGUUCUCUGUCGGCUAGAUAGUGUGAACGAGGACAGCUAGAUGAAAAACAGGCUCUUGUUUGGUGCCUGAGAUGUUUCGGGAGAAAUCUGGUGUUUGAAUCUGCUUACGAGCGCCUGACUGACUUUGUGUUUUUUCUAGUUGUCUAGUUAAAUCUGGUGAUGUGGCUCUAAUCUAAAUCUAAUAAUUUAGUGAGCUUUAUAAGGAAAAUGAGAACAAAAAUCCAACGCAAGAGAUCUGGACUUGUUCGCUACAAACCCCAAGCUGAGAUAACCCUUAAUUAUAAUUUAUAAAAGAAAAGAAUGAAGAAUUAUAAUGUGUAACUUUAUUUCAUUAGAUCCAUCUUGAAGGAGUAGUUCACUCAAAAAGGACAAUUUUACAUCUCAGGUCACGCGAGAUGUAGAAGAGUUUGUUUCUUCAUCAGAUUUGGAGAAAGGUAGCAUUGCAUCACUUGCUCUGGAGUGAAUGGGUGCCGUCAGAAUGAGAGUCUGAGAAAAACAUCACAAUAAUCCGCAGCACUCCAGUCCAUCAGUGAAGACAAAAACUUGAAAAUUGAAAUUAAGCCAUUGUUAAUUUCACACCGUUUCUUCUUUCAGCAAAAAUAAGAAUCCAUAAACCAUAAUAAUGCUUCAACCUUUCUGACGGCACCCAUUCACUCCAGAAGAUCCACUGGUGAGCAAGUUAUGUAAGUCUACAUUUCUCCAAAUAUGAUGAAGUAACAAACUCCUCUCGGAUGGCCUGAGUAAAUUUUCAACACAAUACGUGAACUAUUCGUUUAAAUCCAUCGAAAACGGAUGGAAAUCCCAGUCUGAGAGGUUUCUACAGGAGCCAAUCAUGUUUCAGAGUGGCAUAUUGUCAGAAUAAAACAGGAACCAGUUAGUUUUCUUCCAGAAAUGGACCACAACAUGUACAGAUCUGAUGUACAAACCGGUUUAAUUCUGCAGGACAUUACACACCUUGGGUCGGGUGAACGAACAUGAAUUUUCCGAUGCGUUUACUGGGAGUUUUACACUGAUGGUUUUAAUUCCUGUGUUGUUUCCGAAUCCUCAAAGUUAUAAACUGUAUGCAAAAACAAAAAUAAGCUGGUGAUGAAGAUGAAUCUUAAGGAGGAUCUGUUACCGGUUAUACUGGAGUCAGCAAAUAACUGGUACUAAAAUGGCACAAAGUGAACUGAAAUCGAACAGCCUCCGAUGGUCUUUGACUUUCCAAACGAUAGGAAUGUUUACAUCUGUUCACUUUUCCUUGUUUUCCUUCUGGAUUCUGCAUUUCUCUUGGAUGAAGACACCGAUGGUAACCUAUGAAAGCUGUAGCUGUGUGUGUAGUUUGGGUUUGGAGGAAGAAGCUACACGCUGGAGAUGCUGACGUAUAUCUGUGUCUUGAUGAUGAGCGGUGUGUGUGUAUCUUCUGUGAUGAAUGUGAACGUGAGCACAAGAUAUUUAAAAAGCACUCUGUAGAUCCAAAGGAAGGUCAUUUCUUAGUUUCUGGUUCGUCUUUAAGGCUCCCUCGCCGGCUUCUUAUUGAGUUAAUGAAGUGAAGUUUCUUCAGCAUUUGGCAGUGAAGUAAAGAGCGGUGUGGGUAGUUUUGUGAAACCGUACAAGAAACAGUAAAUGUUCAGUCUGAUACCAGUCGUGUAUUAAAGAUGUCGCUCACUGGAUUUUUAAUACAUCAUGACUUUUGCUUUGUUUUAUAAGCUAACCGUUUAAGUCUUUUAGAACGGAAACGCUGUGCAUUAUGCAAGAAUGAGUCGCAGUAUGUUUGUGUUCGUUCUGAUGGCGAUGUACAGUAGGUCUGAAAGGGGCCGAAAUGUUACCAAAUGUCAUCUUAACUGGUUUGUGUUCCUCUAUAGAGUCUGCUCACAUUCAGCUGCAUACACGGACUGAUCUAGAACCUGUGUGACAUUUGUUUUGACGCUUUUUCUGUCCGAAGGUCGUCCUUACGGUGAAGCAUUUGUCAUCUUCAGUUUCUUGAUCAAUAAAAGUUGGAAU